UUGGUAUUGAUUCGUCCUGACUUAGCUCUUAUUCUUGCUUCUUCCAUCUUCUCCCCCUGUAGAUAAAAGACAGAAAAUAGAGACGACCACAGCAAAAGCAGCGAGAGAAGAAUAGGCCAUGGCUGAGGGGAUGAUUGCUUCUCAAAGUGAGCCGUGACAGAAUGGUCGACUGUAUGAGCAAAGUCAUGCUGCACACGGUCGUGUCAUGCUGGCAGCCGUUCCUGGGACUGGCCCUCGUGGCCGUCUUCGUGGGAUCCACCCUGGGAUGUCCCUCGCGCUGCGAGUGCUCGGCGCAGAGCAAGGCGGUCGUCUGCCACCGCAAGCGAAUGCCGAGUAUCCCCGACGGCAUCCCGACCGAGACCAGGAUCCUGGACCUGAGCAAGAACAAGCUGACGAUGAUCAACCCUGAUGACUUUAUUAAUUUUCCCGGGCUGGAGGAACUUGACCUCAGUGGAAAUGUUAUCAGCUAUGUUGAGCCCGGAGCUUUUAAUGCUCUGUUUAACAUGCACUCGCUCACUCUCAAGAGCAAUCGAAUCAAGCUCAUUCCACUGGGCGUCUUCACAGGCCUGACGAAUCUCACCCGACUGGAUAUAAGCGACAACAAGAUCGUCAUCCUCUUGGAUUACAUGUUCCAGGACUUGCACAAUCUGAGGUUUCUGGAAGUGGGUGACAAUGACCUGGUUUACAUUUCUCACCGUGCGUUCAGUGGACUUCUAAGCCUGGAGAUUCUGACCCUAGAAAGGUGUAACCUUACAGUCGUACCCACUGAGGCCCUUUCCCACCUGCACAAUCUGGUCAGCCUCCAUCUACGAUACCUCAGCAUUAGCACUUUGCAUCCGUACUCCUUCAAGAAACUCUUUCAGCUGCGGCACUUAGAAAUCGAUAACUGGCCCUCGCUCGACCACGUGCCGGCAAACACGCUGCACGGCCUCAACCUGACGACGUUGUACAUAACCAACACCAACCUGUCCUCCUUUCCCUACCAGGCCCUGAAGCAUCUGCCCUACCUGACACAUCUCAACCUGUCCUACAACCGGAUCAGGCACAUUGAGGGAGGCAUGCUGAUGGAGCUGGUUCGCCUGAGAGAGCUGCAUUUGGUCGGGGCUCAGCUGGCCACCAUCGAGCCGUACGCCUUCCAGGGUCUGCGGGGCCUCAAGGUCCUCAACGUGUCACACAACCGACUGGACACGCUGGAGAAGGGCGUUUUUCAGUCUCCCGAAGCGUUGGAGGUUCUCCUGAUUGACAACAAUCCACUCGUGUGCGAUUGUCGCCUCAUGUGGAUUUUUCAGAAGCGGCACUCCAUCUUCUUCGGGGAUUCGCAGCCGGAGUGCAGCUCGUCCGAGGGCGUGCGAGGCCGACCGUUCAAGGAUUUCCAGGAGACUCUCCUGUCCUAUUACGUGACGUGUACCAAGCCAAAAAUCCGUGAAAACAAAACGCAAACAAUAACUGUGGACGAAGGCCAGCAGGCAAUGCUGCGCUGCAGUGCGGAGGGGACGCCGAGGCCCAUGGUGUCCUGGGUGUCCCCGCGUCGACGAGUCCUGACCAGUCGGAGCCACGGCAGAGUGACGGUCCACAACAACGGCACACUGGAGAUCAAGUCCGCGGAGGUACAAGACAGCGGAGUUUACCUUUGCCUUGCAUCCAACACUGCUGGGAACGAUACUCUGAUGACUUCGUUGGCGGUGAAAAGUCUGGGAUCGCUGUACGCCAACAGGACCCAGACCACUCCAGAUUCCAGCAAUACCACUGCCAACGGGACGAUUGGCAUGACCCUCGGCUUGGACCUGAAGACUAUUUUAGUGUCGACAGCUAUGGGUUGUUUCACUUUCCUGGGAGUGGUCUUGUUCUGUUUCCUGCUCCUCUUCGUCUGGAGCAGAGGAAAAGGAAAACAUAAAAACAACAUAGACGUUGAGUACGUGCCUCGGUCGAAGUCCAACGGCACCAACGUGGACUCGGCAGAGGGACCAGCUGGUGGUCGUCGUUUUAACAUGAAAAUGAUGUGACUUCUUUUAUAGACUCAAUAUUAUGCAUUGUGGAAAUGCCCAAAGUACAAUGUAUUUUUUUGGAAAUUAGAUGACUGAACUUCUCACCGCUGCAGGGAAGAGUGGUUUUGAAAAACUCUGGGGCGUCAUACCAUUAUGAGCAGUAAAUCACUGGAUCUUGUCAUAAUGUUCGGAUACUGUGUCUCAAAUAGAGGGAACUCUUAUAUAAUUGCCAGCAGGCAGUUUCUCGGAGUGGGAGCUGUUCGCGCCAUGUGGACCUGGGGGGGGGGAAGGUGUCAUUUAUCAGCUUUUUGAAGUUUAUAUGCCCAAAAAGUACCCUACAGUUUUGGGUUGACUCUAAAGACUCAGCUGAACCAUGUACAGUACAAAUUUGUAUCUAUGCUAUUAACCUACUUUGUUUAGUCUUGCGCCAUGCUUAUUCACAAAACAAUUCAAAGAAACAGACCAUUAUUUCCUACCUUCUAUAUUUUGCAUAUGUGUACUUAAUGCCUCAUUACGUACAUGUAUGUAUGUGUUAAUUCUAAAAGAACUUUUCACAGCAAUAUUCAUGGGAUGCAUUAGCCAAAAUUGAUAUAACCCUUCACCUUCAGCGGGAACAUCUUUCAGACUUGCCAUUAAUUCAGGAAGGGCUUCUAUGGCUGACUAUUUGUCCCUGCUCCUCUAAUUGACUUCUAAAUAAUAAUUCAUAUAUAUUAUUUAACAAUUAAUAAUCAAAUUGAGAGAAAAUAUGAAGAAGAGAGUUUUACAAAAAUGCAUCUUUAAACACUGUUCAGGAACUAACAGAGCGGAUCGUCCCAGCGACGACCCACUUUCCGGUCAGAUUACCUACAUGAACCACCUUUUUGUCCUCUUUACGUCUCUUUUUAUUCCUUUAACUGUACAUUUGCUGGUUGGCAAACUACAUGUGUCAAUUUUACUACGGUGACAUUUGCAUCAUUUUCCCCAGUAGGAAAAUUUGGACUUUGUUGUGGUAGUUCUUCAUUUUGUUGUUGAAUCAUUUAGAUUGUGAAAACCUCUAAAGUAAAAGUAAAAAAAAAAAAAAAGAUGUAUGUGAAAUAAAUGAAGAUGUAUUUGUACCAAUGCGUCCGUCUAAAU
Salarias fasciatus (jewelled blenny) is the source of this 3098-nucleotide messenger RNA. It is a transcript of the gene lingo2, whose product is annotated as leucine rich repeat and Ig domain containing 2. The coding region runs from base 162 to 2003 and encodes 613 amino acids. Gene Ontology annotation, molecular function: protein binding. The record is from RefSeq and is a predicted model, not a curated record. Lineage: Eukaryota; Metazoa; Chordata; Actinopteri; Blenniiformes; Blenniidae. Gene Ontology annotation, cellular component: plasma membrane. The transcript has 2 exons.